AUGGUCGACGCGUCCACAAAUCCCCGCACUACUCUUCACCCCGCCAUGAUCCGUCAACCGGCUCCUACAUACAACAACAAAGGACACGAAUUCGAAAUGAGAGAACCUUCCCAACACCCCCACAUGACAAUGUCACCCUCGCGGACCAACAGCCACGAUUCCUAUUCUUCAACCGAUACAAGUACUAGUGCUAGUGCUCACGCAGCAGGAAGCGUACCUGUACAUCAGAGGGGUGGAAAGGGGAAUGGAGGAUUGUGUUGUGGGAUUUGUGCGGGGUUGGCGUGUUUUGAGUGUUUGGAGUGUUGUUGUUAA
This is a messenger RNA of Sclerotinia sclerotiorum 1980 UF-70, 312 nucleotides long. RefSeq lists its product as hypothetical. The transcript is spliced from 2 exons. Lineage: Eukaryota; Fungi; Ascomycota; Leotiomycetes; Helotiales; Sclerotiniaceae. Bases 1 to 312 code for a protein of 103 amino acids. The record is from RefSeq and is a predicted model, not a curated record.